AUGAACAAGUGGUGGCUGACCACCGGCACAGCCGUGUUGCUGCUGCUCGUCACUUGCGCAGCUGACGCAAAAAAAAAGUGGAAAGCAGACGAAGAUUUUGAAUUCGAAGAGGAAAAUCCAAAGCCUGCAAAUGAUAUCGGCAAGUUUGGAGAAAAAAAGAGAUGGAUUCAUGAUCCAAACAGUGACCUUUGCACACCUCUGCGUUGCAAAAAAAAAGAACUCUGUCUACUUGAAGAUGCAUAUACAGCGGUUUGUGUGAGCAAAAAAGAGAUUCACAAGAAUGGCGAUGUGAUCAUAAGCCGAGAGAAAUUUAUGGCUGAAGAAGCUGCACGAAAGAAAGCUCUUGAAGAGGCUUUAGCUGAAGACGAGGAUGAUGAAGACGAUGGUGAUGAUAUCGAAGAAGAUGAGGAAGAUGAUGAUGAUAUAUUUUAUGAUAGCGGCAUUAGCAGUUCAUUAUCAACAAACAAUAGAUGUAACCCGUGUCCUGUAAUGAAGCCUACAUUCCUAUGCGGUUCUGAUAAUCGUACAUAUAGUUCAUUGUGUCGUCUAGAUUAUCAUAACUGUCUUCAUACAACAAACAUAAAAGUAAACUGCAAAGGAUUUUGUCCUUGCAAAGAACAAGAAGAUGUUGAACGUAAAAAACAAAAACAAGCCGAACGCAUGACAAACUUUAUGAACAAAUAUAAAGCUACACUGGAAAGUGAGAAAUUGAAACAGAGUACUGUUGCUCCAGUAUCCAAAUAUGAAGAAAAGUACAUUUUUGCACCAGAAGAUUUCAAGUAUGAAAACAAACAUUAUAAAUAUAUCAAAUAUAUAAAAAACAACAAUCAAGUAUCCAAGUACUCUAUUUUCGAACCAGUCAAAGACAAACGCCAUGAAAAAAUGGAUAAUGAAGUUAUUGCAACCAACCAAGUAUCUCAUCCUUCUUGGAAUAAAGACUGCCCUCCUUCUGCAUUGCAAUCUAUGGGUGACCGACUAUUAGAUUGGUUUUCAGUGAUCAUGGCUGAUGCUAAACGUAGACGUACAAAGAAUAAGGGAAAAGCUGUAAAAUUCAUUAAUGGAUGCAAGUGGGAAGUUCGCUGGAUGUACCAACAUCUGGAUUUGGAUUCAGAUGGGAAAUUGUCAUUGCAAGAACUUUAUGACUUAGAACAUGAUAAAAAUGAAAUGUGCAUUAAACCUUUCUUAGACACUUGUGAUACUGAUGGUGACAUUUUUGUAAGCCCUUAUGAAUGGUGUCGAUGUUUUGACAAAACCGAUCGUCCAUGCACAGCUAUCAAAAGAAGAAUAUCACCAAAUGCUCUAGGUGUUUAUGUCCCAGCUUGUGAUGCUGAAGGAUACUAUGAGCACACUCAAUGUCAUUCUUCAGUAGGUAUGUGCUGGUGUGUAGACAAACAUGGCGUAGAAGUGCCUAACUCGCGUGUUCGAGGAAAACCAAAUUGCUCAGCCUUAUGGUAUGGAAAAGAAGAUAACCAAAAAGAUAAAUCUGUGGACAAUGGUAUAUUAGACAGUGAUACUGAUAUGGAUGAUGAGGAUGGAGACUCAGAAGUAGAAGGCAGUGCAGAUCAGUCUUUAGAAUUUUAA
This is a messenger RNA of Macrosiphum euphorbiae (potato aphid), 1581 nucleotides long. The record is from the annotation of a GenBank genome assembly. NCBI's taxonomy places the organism in Eukaryota, Metazoa, Arthropoda, Insecta, Hemiptera, Aphididae.